This is a messenger RNA of Brassica rapa (field mustard), 1163 nucleotides long. RefSeq lists its product as uncharacterized. Lineage: Eukaryota; Viridiplantae; Streptophyta; Magnoliopsida; Brassicales; Brassicaceae. The record is from RefSeq and is a predicted model, not a curated record.
UUAACAAAACAGCUUUGUCUUGGUCUGCAGCCUCGCCUCGCCUCGCCUCCGGGUCGCAAUGGCAAUGGAAGUUGCCGUCUUUGUUGAGACUAACUUGGGAACCCGAAUCGCCAUGACGGUUUCUCUCGAUAUCACAUCCCCAGAUUUCAAGAGAAAACUUGAGGAAACACAUGCAAGUUGCCUUCCCACCUUAGGGGAGAUACGAGUUCAUGCUCUCAUGGUUCACCGAAAGUCUCAGUUUUAUUACAUUGCUCAAUCUGUGCCUAUAAAGUUUAUCUUCCGGGAUAACCAUUCUAAGCCCUGGUUUAUCCACGCAGAAGCUACACUUGUUAACAGAUCACCAGCGCCAAGCAUAUCCAACUGCUUUGGUAAAUCUCAAAUUGUACAUUUCUCCGGUUCUAAUAAAUCCCCUCAAGGAGUCGUUGGCCUGAUCCCUGCUGUAAACAAGAAGACAAAGAAGAGAGAGUUUGUCGGUUCUGACACCAUAGUAAGAUGUUCAUUGUCGACAGCAAGAGCUGCUGAGUUGAACUCGAAAUGUUUCAUACCAAAAACGCCGGAGAGGGAAACUGGAGCGACUGCGAGUAAAAAAAGUGAAACGAUAAGCAAUAAGCUAAUUGUGGCUGCAAACAAUAUCAGAAUGCAAGGAAAGUCUAGUAUGUCUUGUUCACUAUCAUCAUCUAUUUUCAGAAGCAAAAAUCGGAGAAAGAGAUGCAUGGAUGCUAAGACACUCGCUUCUCUUGCAAAGUUUAUGGUCUUUGAGAUACCUGAUACUGAGGAUUGAGUCACUAAAAGGGAGGGAGAGAUUCUCUGUACAAACAAGACAUGGCUACAUUUCUUCAGUUUGUCACCGGAACAUCAAAGGUUAAGGUGAUAAUCUUCACCGGUCACCUUCAGAUCCAGUGAAAAACCCAUCAAUGCUCCAUUCUUUUCGACUCCUCUGUAUGUAAGCUUCAUACUUGUACCUCCUCUUUAGAUUUUAUCUGUCUCCAUAGGAUCUUUCGGUAAUCACUGCAGAAUGGAAAAAAACAUUGGAGAGGCUACUUUUAUCUGUCCAUAUAUGUUAGACUAUUAUUCGGAUGUUAGGACCUUUCUUGUGUUUCUCUUUAGAUUUUGUAAGCAAAAAAUCUUUAAAACAGAAGAAUCAAUGUUGCAAACUUCCCAAA